Siniperca chuatsi (mandarin fish) is the source of this 1572-nucleotide messenger RNA. It is a transcript of the gene commd6, whose product is annotated as COMM domain containing 6. The record is from RefSeq and is a predicted model, not a curated record. Lineage: Eukaryota; Metazoa; Chordata; Actinopteri; Centrarchiformes; Sinipercidae. Gene Ontology annotation, molecular function: NF-kappaB binding. The coding region runs from base 232 to 834 and encodes 200 amino acids. The transcript has 7 exons.
AGUAUGCUCGUUUUUACUAUGGUUGCGAUCCGCCAGUAAACACAGCGAGUCUCUUUAAAGGAGAGGAGUUGUCUGGCCAAAAAAUCGCUCUAUUUGUCACUAGGCGGGUUUUUUUAAUAAUAAUACAUUUUUAAAAAAGCUAAAGGGGUCUUCCAAGUUGUCGAGCGAGAAAGUCGUUAAGUUGGUAACACUGCCACGGUGGUGAAACCUGCAGCCUAAUUGAGAGAGAAGAUGCCAGCAGCAGAGGAAUCACAUGGAGUCAACAAAGUUGUGGACAACAUCUGUAGGCUUUCUCCAGAUCUGUUGGCAGAAGCAUGUCAGCACAUUCUGACUUAUCUUCAAGGACAGACUAGAGGAGUAGAUUCAGCUGAAAUUUCUGAUAGAUUUCAGAGAGCUGGAGUCAGACUUGAUCAUGAAGCUCUACAGAGCAUGAUCAGAUUUCUCUUGUUAACAUUCAGGUCAGCUGGGAAGAACAACCUCUCUGGGGAUGACCUUGUGUCGCGGCUGGAAGAAGGCAGUAGUAACACAUGGCCUAAAGCUUCCCUUCAGGUGUUCCACAGGUUGUGGAGUGAACAUGGUGCAUUAGUCCAUGCUCAGCAGGAGGUCCAGGCCAUGCUCAGUAUCAGCCAAUUAGUGGACAUGCAGUGGAAGCUUGGCAUGGCCGUGAGCUCCGACACCUGCCGAUCUCUCAACUCCCCAUAUGUGUCUCUACUGCUGAAGAUCGUUGAGCCCUCUGGACAGAUUUGUCAGCGGUCUUUUGAGAUGACCAUUCCACAGUUCCAGAACUUUCACAAGCAGUUCAAGGAGAUGGCAGCUGUUAUGGAGACUGUAUGAUGGUUGCAAGCACACCCAAGUGCUUGUCGCAAUUACACCCCAGUUUACAUGCAACCAAUGAAAGAACAGUUUGACACGUUUGUCUGCUGGCUGUCUCAAUUGUCUGCGUUGCACUUCCAUUUUUCCACAGAUUGCUCCUAAAUGAUUUUUAGGACCUCCAGUUGUUAAAAUAGUUGAAAAUGCCUGUAUUCACUUUAAAUGCCAAGAUUGAAGUGUACUUCUUCCCAUCAACUUAUCCAGGUGUCAUGAAUUUAAUUUUAGGGACAUGUACUGUACACUCAGUUGCCAGUUUAUUAGGCACACCUAGCUAAAACUAAUGCAGUCUUAACACGACCGUCCUGCAAUAAAUCCUACCUUCAUGAAGGUUAGAAUGUUCUAGGUUUGUGGUGCUGUUCAACUGUAUUGCAUUAUACAGAGAGGUGUUUCUGUUGUUUAGCCUACACUCACUUCAGUUGGCCUCUGAUUUUGUACUUUAGACUGAACAGAAAGAAAAUACGUUGCCACAGUGAACACAACAACUGCUUAUGUUGCUGUAUUUUUAUCUAGGGUAAGAGAUUGUGAUUAGCCCACAAUACAGCAUCCUGUGUACUAUAUAGUUUGAAUAUGGUGGCUAAAAUUUCAUAUAAACUUUGCAGCACAGUUUUUAGUUUGAAAAGCUUGUGACUUAAAAUGAUCCAUGUGAACUUUUUACAGUCCUUUUGCUUUUUGUUGAUGUUGAUAAUAAAUUAUGAAUACUUA